CCGCCCUCUGUGGCAGCGGCCCGGGCGCGGUGCCCGCCGAGGCCCCCCGCGGCGGGCGGCCGCGCGGGAUGGCCUCCGCCAGCGGGUGCCCGGCGCCGGCCUGCUGACGGGAGGGAGGAGCCCGAUGCAGGAGCAGGGAUCCCCUUCGGGCGGGCUCCAGCAGCGCAUCGCCGACGGCAAGAAGGUGACGAUCCGGGGCCUGCUCCAGCAGAAGGAGUACAAUGGCAAGAAUGGCCAGAUCAAGGGCUUCGACGCGGAGACUGGCCGAUACCAGGUCAAGGUGGUGGUGCUCGCGAAGGAGCACGCGGGCAUGCUUGGGGGGCAGGAAACGGUCAUCCAGCUCAAGUUCGAGAACAUCGAACUUCAUCGAGACCAGGUGGAGCGCGACAACGUGCUGUCGGGGGACGAGAUCGUCCUCUUGGGAGCUGGUGAUGCGAAGCGGGCGCUGUACGAGGCCAGGCUGGACCCGCAGUACUGGUACGACAAGGCCAUCGACCGGGUCUUCGCUGCCAGGAACGACUUCGAGGUGCUGGACCUGCCGGCGCAGGAGAUCAAAGAGCUCGGCACGCUGAAGCGCCAGUACCGCAAGAUCUCGCUCGCCGUGCACCCGGACAAGAACAGCCACCCGCAGGCCGCCGACGCCUUCCGCAAGGUGUACGGCGCCUUCGAGACCCUCAUGGACGCGAGGCAGCAGCGCCGGCUCCUGUGGAUCCUGGGCAAGCUGGACCAGAGCGCAGAGGAGCAGGUCACGUUCGAGGAAGAAGAGGAGGACGAGCUCUUCCAGUGGUGGUGGGAGGCCUCGGUCCCCGAGAUCGAGAAGCAGGCGGCGGAGUUCGAGGGCCAGCGCUACGACGACUUCGGGGCCAUGUGGAUCUCCGACGGCCUGGGUGGCAGCGUCGAGG
This is a messenger RNA of Prorocentrum cordatum, 902 nucleotides long. The record is from the annotation of a GenBank genome assembly. NCBI's taxonomy places the organism in Eukaryota, Dinophyceae, Prorocentrales, Prorocentraceae.